This is a messenger RNA of Odobenus rosmarus divergens (Pacific walrus), 2012 nucleotides long. It is a transcript of the gene ALOX15, whose product is annotated as arachidonate 12-lipoxygenase, 12S-type-like. The transcript is spliced from 14 exons. The record is from RefSeq and is a predicted model, not a curated record. Gene Ontology annotation, biological process: lipid oxidation; linoleic acid metabolic process. Lineage: Eukaryota; Metazoa; Chordata; Mammalia; Carnivora; Odobenidae. Bases 21 to 2012 code for a protein of 663 amino acids. Gene Ontology annotation, cellular component: plasma membrane; cytosol. Gene Ontology annotation, molecular function: arachidonate 12(S)-lipoxygenase activity; protein binding; iron ion binding.
CGCGUUCGUCUUCGGGCAGGAUGGGCGUCUACCGCAUCCGCGUGUCCACCGGCUCCUCCCUGUGCGCGGGCUCCAAAAACCAGGUGCAGCUGCAGCUGGUGGGCGAGCACGGGGAGGCGACCAUCGGGACGCGCCUGAGGCCGGCGCGAGGCCAGGAGACGGAAUUCAAGGCGGACGUGCAGGAGUACCUGGGGCCGCUGCUGUUCGUGAAACUGCAUAAACGGCACUUGUUUCAGGACGACGCCUGGUUCUGCAACUGGAUCUGGGUGCAGGGCCCCGGACCCACUGGGGACGAGUUCAGGUUCCCAUGCUACCGCUGGGUGGAGGGCAGUGACAUCCUGAGCCUCCCCGAGGGCACCGGCCGGACCCUGGGAGACGACCCUCAAGGUCUGUUCAAGCAACACAGGGAGCAGGAGCUGAAAGAUAGGAAGAGGCUAUACCGCUGGGGUAACUGGAAGGAUGGGCUAAUCCUGAAUAUUGCCGGGGCCACCAUCCGUGACCUCCCCGUAGAUGAGCGAUUUCUGGAAGACAAGAAAAUUGAUUUUGAGGCUUCGCUGGCCAAGGGGCUGGCAGACCUAGCCAUCAAAGACUCUUUAAAUGUUCUGACCUCCUGGAAGGACCUGAAUGACUUCAACCGGAUUUUCUGGUGUGGCCAGAGCAAACUGGCUGAGAAGGUGCGGGACUCCUGGCAGGAGGAUGCCUUAUUUGGGUACCAGUUUCUCAAUGGCACUAACCCCAUGUUGCUGAGGCGCUCCAAGCAGCUUCCGGCUCGCCUGGUGUUCCCUCCGGGUAUGGAGGAGCUGAAGGUCCAGCUGGAGAAGGAGCUCCAGACAGGCACACUGUUCGAGGUGGACUUCUUGCUGCUGGACGGGAUCAAGGCCAAUGUCAUCCUGUGCAGCCAGCAGCACCUGGCCGCCCCUCUGGUCAUGCUGAAGCUGCAGCCUGAUGGGAAACUCUUGCCCAUGGUCAUCCAGCUCCAGCUGCCUCACGUGGGAUCCUCCCCGCCGCCGCUUUUCCUGCCCACGGAUCCCCCGAUGGUCUGGCUCCUGGCCAAAUGCUGGGUCCGCAGCGCUGACUUCCAGAUGCAUGAGCUGCAGUCUCAUCUUCUGCGGGGACACUUGAUAGCGGAGGUCAUCACUGUGGCCACCAUGAGGUGCCUUCCAUCAAUACACCCUGUCUUCAAGCUUAUCAUUCCCCACCUGCGCUACACCUUGGAAAUUAACAUCCGGGCCAGGACCGGGCUCAUCUCUGACAUGGGAGUUUUCGACCAGGUGGUGAGCACAGGUGGCGGAGGCCACGUGGAGCUGCUCCAGCGAGCUGGAGCCUUUCUAACCUUUCGCUCCUUCUGUCCUCCUGAUGACCUGGCCGACCGGGGUCUCCUGGGAGUCAAGUCUUCCUUCUAUGCCCAAGAUGCCCUGCGGCUGUGGGAAAUCCUCGCUCGCUAUGUGCAGGGCAUCGUGCAUCUCCACUACAAGACGGACGAGGCUGUGAGAGACGAUUUGGAGCUGCAGUCCUGGUGUAGAGAGAUCACUGAAGUCGGGCUGCUCGGGGCCCAGGACAAAGGCUUCCCCAACUCCUUGCAGUCCCGGGACCAGCUGUGCCACUUCCUUACCAUGUGCAUUUUCACCUGUACCGGCCAGCACGCCUCCACCCACCUGGGCCAGCUGGACUGGUACUCUUGGGUCCCUAAUGCGCCCUGCACCAUGCGGAUGCCCCCGCCGACCACCAAGGACGCCACCCUGGAGACAGUGAUGGCAACACUGCCCAACUUCCACCAGGCUUCCAUGCAGAUGUCCAUCGUCUGGCAGCUGGGCCGCCGCCAGCCCGUGAUGGUGGCUCUGGGCCAACACCAGGAGGAGUAUUUUUCAGGCCCUGGACCCAAGGCCGUGCUGAAGGAGUUCAGGAAGGAGCUGGCUGCCCUGGAGAAGGAAAUCGAGACCCGGAAUGCAAAGCUGGACAUACCCUAUGAGUACCUGCUGCCCAGCCUGGUGGAAAACAGCGUGGCCAUCUGA